AUGUUCAACCUUUCAAGAUCAAUCAGCAAGGCUGGAAUAAACAUAAUAUUUACAGGUAUGACAGGAUCUGGAAAAACGACUUUAUUAUAUUCGUCUCUACUUGGGGGAUUCGAUGAAAGUCCUAAAUUUGAACCAACAGAAAGCUUCAAUUUUGAAAGAAUUAUGUAUCUGAAGAAAGUACUACUAGUUUGGGAUACCUCUGGGCAUAUUGCAUUUAUCAAUAACCUCUUACCAGUAAUGUUAUCCAUUAUAAAAUUAAGAGCAAUAGUAUACGUAGUAAAUCUUCUACAAAAUGAUAAACUUAUUUUCGAUGAAAUUAAUAAUGAGAUAAGAUCACUACUAUAUAAUCAGCAGCUUUCUGAUUGCAGAUUCUGCAUUAUAUUUAACACAUUUGGGUCAGGGUACGAUUCAUGGCCUAAACAACCAGCAGAGUUUGCUAGUUUACUUGGACUCUGCUACCUACCCCCUCAAAUAGAUAACCGAACUAAGUGGUUUGUUGUAGACACAUCCAAAGGAUUUACUGACAAUGGAUGGAGAAUGGCUGUGGAAUUCAUUUUAUUCGGUAGUAUUCCCAAUAUGCCAUACUAUACCAAUGUGCCAGAUUUUGAGCUAACCCCUGUUCAUUACUACUACUCGCAAUACGAUGGAAAAACGCCAUAUGGGUAUGGCUUUAAGCAAUUGAUUCCAAGUGAUUACAUUAGCAAUCCUAAUCUUGAAAGUGUGCCUCCACCUGUUGUCACUAAACCACCUAAAACAUCCAGAUUUGCCAAGUUUUUCAAAAAAAAUAAAAAGUAG
This is a messenger RNA of Cryptosporidium ubiquitum, 795 nucleotides long. Its product is annotated as ARF like small GTPase. The record is from RefSeq and is a predicted model, not a curated record. The coding region runs from base 1 to 795 and encodes 264 amino acids. NCBI's taxonomy places the organism in Eukaryota, Apicomplexa, Conoidasida, Eucoccidiorida, Cryptosporidiidae. Gene Ontology annotation, molecular function: GTPase activity; GTP binding. The transcript has a single exon.